Leptonychotes weddellii (Weddell seal) is the source of this 2134-nucleotide messenger RNA. It is a transcript of the gene DDX59, whose product is annotated as DEAD-box helicase 59. NCBI's taxonomy places the organism in Eukaryota, Metazoa, Chordata, Mammalia, Carnivora, Phocidae. Gene Ontology annotation, molecular function: ATP binding; RNA helicase activity; nucleic acid binding. Gene Ontology annotation, cellular component: cytosol. The record is from RefSeq and is a predicted model, not a curated record.
CUUCCCCGUUGCGCUAAGGCGCGCUGCGGCCUUUUCCCAAAACCCGGAGAAGUGGAUUCUGCGCUCCGCACGGCCCCUCCGAAUCGUAGUGUGGCCGAGCGAGUCCAGGCUUGUCGGCAGGAAGCUCGGCCCAGCGCCUGGAGGGGGAAGCCGGCCCCGAACGGGAGAGGACGCGGCCUCAGAAUACUGGAGGAUGUUUGUCCCAAGAUCUCUAAAAAUCAAGAGGAAUGCUAAUGAUGAUGGCAAAAGUUGUGCAGCUAAGAAAAUUAAACCAGAUGCAGAAGACCUGCGGCCGGAUGAAGGCAGAAGUGAUGCAGCUGAUGGGUUAGUUACAAAAGACUCUGAAACAUCAGACAGGCACAGCGUGGAACCAUGCCCUUUCCCCAGUACAGCUGGCCAGUUGGCUGAGGUUGGUUUGGUUGGACCUGAGCAGGAUGCAAAGGAUAGCGAUCUUUCUGAAGAACCUGUUAAGUCAUUUUCCAAAACACAGCGCUGGGCAGAACCUGGGGAACCUGUCUGUGUUGUUUGUGGUCGUUAUGGAGAGUACAUCUGUGAUAAGACAGAUGAAGAUGUGUGUAGUUUGGAGUGUAAAGCAAAACAUCUUCUGCAAGUAAAGGAAAAGGAAGAGAGAUUAAAACUCAGCGAUCCGCAGAAAGCAGAUUCUGGGCCAGAGUCUCCACUUAAUGCUUUUUAUGUCUAUAAAGAGCACCCCUUUAUUUUGAACCUUCAGGAAAACCAGAUUGAAAAUCUUAAACGGCAGCUAGGAAUUGUAGUUCAAGGGGUAGAUGUCACCAGACCCAUUAUUGACUUUGAGCACUGUGGUUUCCCUGAGGCCUUGAAUCACAACUUGAAGAAAUCAGGCUAUGAAGUUCCAACCCCCAUCCAAAUGCAGAUGAUUCCUGUGGGACUUCUGGGAAGAGACAUUCUGGCCAGUGCGGAUACUGGCUCAGGAAAAACAGCUGCUUUUCUUCUUCCUGUUAUCACCCGAGCUUUAUGUGAGAGCAAAACUCCAUCUGCACUCAUCCUUACACCAACAAGAGAGUUAGCCAUUCAGAUAGAGAGCCAAGCUAAAGAAUUGAUGAGUGGUCUGCCACGCAUGAAAACUGUUCUUCUGGUAGGGGGCUUACCCUUACCCCCACAGCUUUAUCGUUUGCGACAACAUGUGAAGGUUAUCAUAGCAACUCCUGGGCGACUUCUGGAUAUAAUAAAACAGAGCUCUGUAGAACUCCGUGGUAUAAAAAUUGUAGUAGUAGAUGAAGCCGAUACCAUGUUAAAGAUGGGCUUUCAACAGCAAGUGCUUGACAUUUUGGAAAACGUUCCUAAUGAUUGUCAGACCGUUUUGGUUUCAGCUACAAUUCCAACUAGCAUAGAACAACUAGCAAGCCAGCUUCUGCAUAAUCCUGUGAGAAUUAUCACUGGGGAAAAGAACCUGCCCUGUUCCAGUGUGCGCCAGAUUAUUUUGUGGGUGGAAGAACCAGCCAAAAAGAAAAAAUUAUUUGAAAUCUUAAAUGAUAAGAAACUCUUCAAGCCUCCAGUGUUAGUAUUUGUGGACUGCAAGUUGGGAGCAGAUCUCUUGAGCGAGGCAGUGCAGAAAAUCACAGGUCUAAAAAGCGUAUCUAUACAUUCGGAGAAAUCACAAACAGAAAGGAAAAACAUACUGAAGGGAUUACUUGAAGGAGACUAUGAAGUUGUAGUGAGCACAGGAGUCCUGGGACGAGGCCUAGACUUGAUCACUGUCAAGCUCGUUGUCAAUUUCGAUAUGCCGUCAAGUAUGGAUGAGUAUGUGCAUCAGGUUGGAAGAGUGGGGAGAUUAGGCCAACAUGGAACAGCAAUUACUUUCAUCAAUAACAAUUCAAAAAGACUCUUCUGGGAUAUUGCAAAAAGAGUGAAACCCACAGGAUCCAUUCUUCCCCCACAGUUAUUAAAUUCCCCCUACCUUCAUGACCAGAAGAGAAAGGAACAACAGAAAGAUAAACAGACACAGAAUGACCUGGUUACAGGAGCUAAUCUUAUGGACAUCAUUAGAAAACAUGAUAAAAGUAAUUCUCAAAAAUGACUUGUGAGGGGCGCCUGGGUAGCUCAGUAGGUUAAGCGGCUGCCUUUGGCUCAGGUCAUGAUCCCAGGGUCCUGGGAU